Molecule: messenger RNA, 2078 nt
Organism: Ascoidea rubescens DSM 1968
Lineage: Eukaryota; Fungi; Ascomycota; Saccharomycetes; Ascoideales; Ascoideaceae
Exons: 2
Biological process (GO): phosphatidylinositol-mediated signaling; phosphatidylinositol-3-phosphate biosynthetic process; autophagy of peroxisome
Cellular component (GO): peroxisome; phosphatidylinositol 3-kinase complex, class III, type I; membrane
Molecular function (GO): 1-phosphatidylinositol-3-kinase activity
Source: RefSeq, a predicted model, not a curated record
UUUAUCCAGCACUGCUUUGAUGCUCCACAGGUGAGUCAUUUCCAGUUGCACACUUUCUCUGGUUGGGCUGCUCUUCCACUGCUCGUUCGCACACAGAUAUUGCCAGCAUGGACAGAAACACUGCCAAUUUCUAUCUCUCCAAGGACUUGGAGAUACCCUUCAAGCUAAAAGUCGUUUCGCUUCAGGGUCCCAAGCCAAUAAUCAAGAAAUCAGAAAAGAUAUUGAAUCCUGAGAUCUUUCAGACCUUGUCCAACAUAUACUCCAACUCUGACUUGUUCAUCAAAUUCCAACUAUUCAGCUCUAAUAAUCCUUUGACGAUCCCCAUAUCCACUCCCUAUAUUAAUUUCAGCUACAAAAACAACACUGAUAUCAACAACAACAACAAUAAUAACAAUAGUAAUAAUAACAAAAACAACAACAACAACAACAAUUUCGGUGUAAAUAACCAAAAUUUCAAUUCAAACUCAAAUAACACCUCCAAGAACUUAAACAACAUCAACAUAACCAAUAAUCAAAUUAAACUCAAAUCAAAUAAAAAUUUCAAAAAAAAUAUUAAAAAAAACCAAACUUCUGUAAGAAACUGGGACCAAUGGUUGAAAUUUCCAAUAAAUUUCAAUCAAUUGCCUUUAGAUACCACAAUCGUUAUAAAUAUUUUUGAAUAUUCAAACAAUGUCGAAAAAUUAUUUGCGUACACUCAAUACUCUCUUUUUAAUUUAAAUAACAACACUCUAAAAACUGGUAAACAAAGAUUAAAAGUUUAUUUACCAAAAAACAAUAAAAUUACCAAUACGAAUACAAAUACAAAUACAAAUACAAAGACAAAGACAAAGACAAAGACAAAGACAAAUACAAAUACAAAUACAAAUACAAAUACAAAUACAAAUACAAAUACAAAUACAAAUAAAAUUGUCAGUAACACAAAAGAAAAAAAUAUUAUUGACAAUAUCAAUCAACAUAUCAAUAACAACAACAAUGAAAUCAAUAACCAAAUAAACCAAUUGCAACUAAAAUUUAAAAAAUUCGAAAAAAAUGAACUAGUAAACAUAGAUUGGCUCAAUAAAUUAACUUUCACCAAAAUUCAGUCCAUAGAUAAAAAUUUAAUUGAAAGUUUAUCAAACCAAUAUUUUCUUUCAAUCGAAUUUAUAAAAUUUGACAACCCUGUUAUCUUUUCAAAUUUCAAAUAUUUAAAACAAGUUAUAAAUUUAAACUAUCUAAUAACAAAUCCCACUCCAGCUCAAAAUAACAAUAUAUACUCAAACAACAUAAACAAUCUAAACAAUACUAACAACAUCGAUAACAUCAACAAUAUCAACUUUCUUAACAACAAUAACGUCAACAACAUAUUCAUAACAAAUGACAUUAACAAUGCAAUCAACGACAAUAUAAACGAUUACGAUAAUUACAAUAUCAACAACAAUAAUAACUACUACAACAUCAAUAACCAAUAUAUAAACAAAAACUCAAACUUAACAAACCCAAAGAUCAAUAUCGACUCUUUCAACUCAAAUUCAAAUUACUCAACCUUUAAAAUAUACGACCCUGAUCAAUAUAAAGAUAACCCAAUAGAAUUAAAAUUUACAAAUUUAGCAAGGUCUCACAAGGAUGACCCAUUGGAUAAAGAACUAAAACCAACUCUAUUAAUCAGAGAUGAGUUGAAUAAAAUUAUAUCCUACUCCUCUUUAGAAAAAUUGUCUUCAAAUGAAAGAAAUUUAAUCUAUAAAUUCCGUUAUUAUUUAACUAAAAAUAAAAAAUCUCUAACGAAAUUUCUAAAAUCAAUCAAUUGGAAUAACCAAAAUGAAAUCAAUCAAGUAAUCAAAUUAAUUAACAAGUGGGAAGAAAUUCCAAUCGAAGAUGACUUGGAACUAUUAGGUCCCUUUUAUAAAAAAAACAAUUUAAUCAGGGAUUUUGCUGUUAAUAGACUAAAAAAAACUAACGAUGAAGAAUUGGAGUUAUACCUACUACAACUAGUUCAAGCUUUAAAAUUUGAUGACGAUUUAUAUUAUCACGAAAUUGCAAAUAAUAACAAUAAUUUUAAUGAUCAUGAUCGCAAUCACGAUCACGAUCACGAUCACGAUCAC